AUGACAGACAAUAGCAAAACCACAACGACCGAAAAAAGUGACAAAGUGGAUUUUUCCACGCUUUCUAUGCGUCAAAUAUGCAGAAUUCCUUCAAAAAAAUCAUCUCGGAAAACUAAAAUAGUCUCGAAAGAACCCUUCAAUCGAUAUGUCGACGAGGAGUGUGUCGGCGAGAUAAGUACUGAACCAUCAAACGAAGAGACCGCCAGCGAAGUUGAGAAAAAGCGUGUUGUAGCUAAGCCACGCAAAUCGAAGAAAUGGGACAAACAAGAAAUACUAAAAUUGUAUACUGGUAUCAUGAAAUAUGGCGCAGACUUUGGCCUUAUCGAAUUGAUGUUCGACGACAGAACACGGAAACAAAUUAAAGCAAAGUUUAAAGCUGAGGAACGUGUCCGCCCUAAUAUGAUUGAAAGAGCUCUUAACGCACAACAAACAAUGGACGCAGCUCUUCUUAAUGAGACGCUCGAUCUUAUUACAAAACAAACUCCAGACGAAAAUGAAAACGAAGAGCAAAGGAAAAAUUAA
Molecule: messenger RNA, 522 nt
Organism: Entamoeba invadens IP1
Lineage: Eukaryota; Evosea; Mastigamoebida; Endamoebidae
Exons: 1
Coding region: 1-522 (173 amino acids)
Source: RefSeq, a predicted model, not a curated record